CCUGGAGGGUGGAGGUAUGGGGCGCACCUGGGGGCGGGUGCAACAGGAGGGCGGGAGGCAGCAGACCCCGUUUCCCCGCCCGCCCUCCGCGGGCUUCCGGGGCUGGAAUCCGCGUCAGACCCCUACCCGCGUCCUGACUUCUGGCCGGCUCCUCCCGCUCUCUUCCCGGGUAGGAACUAGAGUCCAGUCUCCACCCUGGGCUCCUGGGCCUUGAUUUUAAAAGGUCUAUCAAUAAAGUCCAUCUUCCUUCGGGGUUCGAGUGUGUCCGCCAACCCAUCCCGCAUCGCAGAUGACUGCAGGGUGCGUGCUGUGCUGUGGGAGGCGGGAAGACAAAGUUUUACAAAAGUGCGCCUGGGCAGGGGGGCAAUGUUUAGGGCGUCUUGAUACUGAAGGAGGAGGCUCGGCUUGGGGCUGAGAAGGGGAACUCGGCCAGUUCGGGGACUGUGGACGCUUCGCAGAGGCACAGGGUGUGUAAAGGACGUACAAAUCCUGCUGAAUCCCUGGGCCAACAACUGUCAAACAUCUGGAAUCCAAGCCCCUCCUUUUCCCUGCACCGAAAACCCUUCAACUUUACUUUGAUCGCUCCUCCUGCCUUUGGACCCUUCUCGAAGGGUAAAGGGCCGACCCCCGGCGCCAGGCGAGUGACCAGAGACCCCAAACUCCUCAAGAUCCCCCUUCACCCACCUUCCCGACCCCUCCCGGACGUUUUCCCCGCAGGGACCACGCGACAGAGCCGAUUGAGAUCGUGGCGAAUGGCCUUUUGUUUCUCCUCGUUUCCCCUAUUGUUUGCCUUUCAAACAUCUGGCCGGGCUAGGGAGAGAAGGAAGCCCCUCUCGUUCUCCUCCCCAGCUCCCCACGCCCGCCACCCGCCCAGCUAGAGCCCAGGAACCGCCUGGGGAAGGAGAGGAGCCCGACCCCAGCGGGGCCGCCCCACCCGGGCCUUGUGGUUAAAGGGCGGAGGGAAAGUUGUUCCUUCUCCGCCUCCUCGGCUGCUUGUGGCCCGGGGCGCAUUUCUCAGAUCUUAUCCCGAGCGCACCGCGCUCUAAGAGCGCAGGUCGGGAGGGGUGCCGCUGCGUUCUACCCCAAUCCGGGGAGACCUUUGGUGGGUUCCAGUGGAUUCCAAUCUCCACCUAAAGGCGUGUGGCUGGGCAGCUGCCAGGCGGUGGGACAGGAUUGAGACACGUCUGGUAGGCACACAGCUCUAAGGCUCUGAGGCCCGCGAGUUUCCAAGGGCCGAAGGUCAGGGGAGUCGCCUUCAACAGAAUGGAAACGGAAAUAACCUAGGAAACCUCGAGACUUUGCCUAGAAAUGGGAGUGAGGUGGCUCUCUCCAGAAUGAACCUGGAAUUCUGAGUUUGUGUAGGGCUCCAUGUUUAAAUCCCUGGUCCCCUCUCAGCAUUUAGAGAAUGCACAUGCACAACCGGAGGACACAGCGCCAGCGCCUCUAGAGCGGUGUUCAUCUUUCCAAGUUCCUGCCAAUUGGUGUUUUGGAACUGCCCCCGAGUUCCGCUGUGAGUGUGCCCCUGAGAGUGCAAGUGGCCCGGUUUCUCAGCCUUUCCUAGAAGAAACAUGAGGUUCCCCUGGAAAUCAUUCAAGAGGAAGAUGGAAGGGGCUGUCUAAAAGAGAUCACGCUGCAGACUGCAAGACUGGGGCCAGAAGGCUGGCAGUGGAAAACCCUGCUGGGUUGUGAUCUCUCACUGAGAAGUCCCAGUUGCCUUUUUGCUUCCUGCCAAAGGAAGGAAGAGAACAAGACCAUGUCCAUAGCCUUGAAGCAGGUGUUCAACAAGGACAAGACCUUCCGGCCGAAGAGGAAGUUCGAACCUGGCACACAGAGGUUCGAGCUCCACAAACGGGCUCAGGCAUCCCUCAACUCAGGCGUGGACCUGAAGGCAGCUGUGCAGCUGCCCAGCGGGGAGGAUCAGAACGACUGGGUGGCCGUGCACGUGGUGGACUUCUUCAAUCGGAUCAACCUCAUCUACGGAACCAUCUGUGAGUUCUGCACUGAGCGGACCUGCCCAGUGAUGUCAGGGGGCCCCAAAUAUGAGUAUCGGUGGCAGGAUGAUCUCAAGUACAAGAAGCCGACUGCACUGCCAGCCCCCCAGUACAUGAACCUUCUUAUGGAUUGGAUCGAGGUCCAGAUCAACAACGAGGACAUAUUUCCAACGUGUGUGGGUGUUCCCUUCCCAAAGAACUUCCUGCAGAUCUGCAAAAAGAUCCUGUGCCGCCUCUUCCGGGUCUUCGUCCACGUCUACAUCCACCACUUCGACCGGGUCAUCGUGAUGGGUGCCGAGGCCCACGUCAACACCUGCUACAAACACUUCUAUUACUUUGUCACAGAGAUGAACCUCAUAGACCGCAAGGAGCUGGAGCCCUUGAAAGAGAUGACGAGCAGGAUGUGUCACUAACACCCCAUCUUACCCUUCGGAAGAGAGAGGAAAGCUGUUUCCUCCUGGAGCCACGGGCAGGCAGGAGGGAGACCUCCCUGGCUGAAAAGGCGCACCUACUUCCAGGAGCAGGCGAGCUGGAGACCAGCAGCGGCUCCCGAGAGAGAAAUGUUCCCGUUCACUUCGUGUGCCCUUAACCCUCUGAGUGCUGCUAGCCAUGACCUGUGGACCUGGUGGGGAGAGAGGGACACCCCUCCCCCUUCUGGCUCAGAUCACCUGGGAGGAAGGAAGCCUCUGCACUUACGUGACCUGCCACCUAAGCUUUACUGGAAUUCAGGUUUUGAUACUUGUACUUGUCCACUUUCCUGUCUUGUCAGCCAGCUGCCUUUUCUGUAGCGUGUUUUUUAAGUACCCAGUGAAUUUUGGAAUCCUGGAUGCAUAGCCAGUUUUUCUCUAACAAGCCUUCCCGUCCGGUCUCUGCAGGCUCGCGCCCUGAUGCUGUAGUCUUGCUCUGAGCCCUGAGACCCUCCCUGUUUUGUUUCCCCCAUAACCAGUUUUACCAGGGACCCCUCUGCGGGAUGGCUUGUCGCUGCCCCAAACAGGGUCUGCACACGUUCACUGCAGGGAAGAGACGGAUCGUUAGCCUCAGGCUAAGGAGGUACAAGUUCACCCCAAACAGAAUGUGUUUUUAUUUUUAUUUUUUUUUUAUCAUCGCACCAUUCCUUGUCUCUUCCCUUCAAGAUUAUUUUGUUCCUGUUUCCCUGGAGAGAAAUAAAAGGAAGUUAUAAAUGACCAAGAAGGAUCAGCAGAAGCCUUGAGCCAGAUAAGUGCAGUGUUUGUUUGUGAUGAAAAGGUGUGAUAGCUGUCUCUACACAAUACUGAACUUGCAGUGGAAAAAAAAAAGUACAGUGGGAAAUUUGGUUCUUAUAACUCACAUGCCCAGCCCGUUGAUGUGUAAUCUUCCCAACUGGUCCUCUGAACUGGUACAUCCAGCCGAUGUUUUCUUCCUCUUCCUCCUCACUCUCGCCACACAUCUCCCCUGAUGGUACCACGGUUGCCAAGGUAACAGUGGAGCUGAAGCCAAUGUCCUCCUUCCGUCCUCCCCAGUGUUUCUCCCCCAGCAGACAGAAUCAUUCUGUGCCACAGCCUGCCUUUUGAAAGCUGAGUGACUUUUAGCUGAAGAAAUGUUGCCUUUUCUGAUUUAUUCGCAAAACUGUGGUGGACCUGAGAGCCUGUGACUAGGGGGUGAUGAUACUUCCAAGGAUCAUUUGAUUUUGACAAAAUAGCCAUUGGUGGAGGGAAAUAGAUAAGAAUGUAUUAGUGCAUUUUCAUGUAAUACUGAUUAAAGAAUAAUUCAACAAC
This is a messenger RNA of Sus scrofa (pig), 3745 nucleotides long. RefSeq names its product MOB kinase activator 3B (gene MOB3B). The record is from RefSeq and is a predicted model, not a curated record. NCBI's taxonomy places the organism in Eukaryota, Metazoa, Chordata, Mammalia, Artiodactyla, Suidae.